This is a messenger RNA of Fusarium redolens, 664 nucleotides long. RefSeq names its product vacuolar ATP synthase subunit F. Gene Ontology annotation, cellular component: proton-transporting V-type ATPase, V1 domain; fungal-type vacuole membrane. Bases 119 to 490 code for a protein of 123 amino acids. NCBI's taxonomy places the organism in Eukaryota, Fungi, Ascomycota, Sordariomycetes, Hypocreales, Nectriaceae. The record is from RefSeq and is a predicted model, not a curated record. Gene Ontology annotation, biological process: proton transmembrane transport. Gene Ontology annotation, molecular function: proton-transporting ATPase activity, rotational mechanism. The transcript is spliced from 4 exons.
CCUAGGCGGAGCGGAACUUCAGGCGCCGACCUCCUCGUCGUUGUCACUUCCACUAUCAUCAACUUAGCGCCAUCAACACCCAAGAGGGACGCGCAAACGCACAUCCACGUUCAUCGAGAUGGCCUCGCAAGCAGAUUAUAAGGACCGUCAAUUCCUCGCCGUCAUUGGCGACGAAGACUCAGUAACAGGCCUGCUUCUUGCGGGUAUCGGCCAUGUAACUACAGGUGCCGAUGCUCAAAAGAACUUCCUCGUCGUUGAUGGCAAGACCGAUACAGCUGCUAUUGAGGCCGCGUUCGAUCGAUUCACCGAAGAUCGCAAAGAUAUUGGCAUCGUGCUCAUCAAUCAACAUAUCGCUGACCGAAUUCGACAUCGCAUCGAUACCUAUACUGCGGCUUUCCCUGCCGUGUUGGAGAUCCCAAGCAAAGACCACCCUUACGACCCUGAGAAGGAUAGUGUAUUGAGACGAGUGCGACGCCUAUUUGGAGAGUAAGGGAUAUUGUUUCACUGGGCGCAAGGAUUUGUUUCGGGAUAAUGGAGCGAGCAUGGCAUAGAGGCGGCAGUGAGCAUGGCCGCACAUGACUUGAGGCCAGCAUUGCGGUUUUUUCUUCGACUUAAUGUUGUGCAGGGCAGUUCCUAUUACAGAGAUACGAGGUGGAGUACAAUG